AUGAUGCGAGCCGUGCGAAACGCCUGGACUAUUGCCGCCCAUCGGGGUUUCACUACGUCUCUACCCUCCAUUCCUUGUUACCGAAUUCCCCGACGGUCUAGUCCGAGAGCCAUAGUUGUGUCGCAUCGAACAAUUAUGUCGCCGCCGCAGUGGACAUGCACCCCGAAAGUGUUCCCUACCUCGGGACUCGAAUUGCUUGACCAAUCCAUCGAGCUUGAGGAAGAGACACUGUCGGAUUAUCAACCGGAGAAUUAUUAUCCCGUCAACCAGGGCGAAGUAUUCAAUGGUCGGUAUCAAACAAUUGCCAAAAUAGGAUACGGAGUAACCUCUACAGUUUGGCUUGCUGUAGGUGUGGCCUGCGAGCGAGAGCUGCACAUCUACGAGCACAUGAACCUGGUGGAAACAAACCAUCCUGGCAGAAACUUCGUUCGCAAACUUAUCGACCAUUUCUAUAUACAGGGUCCUCAUGGCCGUCAUAUCUGUUUUGUUCACGAGCCUCUCGGAACGAGUACAGAUAUUCUAGUGAAGAUGUUCUCCGGGCACAAAAUGAGCCUUGAUGAGAUGAAGCCCGGUAUCCGACAGCUACUUAUCGCAUUAGACUUCUUGCACUCGGAGUGCCAUAUCAUCAAUACUGAUAUUCAGCUGAAGAACUUACUACUUCCUGGACCGGAGACAAGCGUUCUUACCCGAUUCGAGGAAGCUGAAGUUGCAGAUCCAUCACCUAGAAAAAUGCUCAAAAACCGAACAAUCUACAAGAGCUUAGGUUUCCUUCCAAAAGGUGGGCUGCCGAUCCUCGCUGAUUUUGGGGAAGGAUUGGGCGACGAAGGACAUAGUGAUGAUAUCAUGCCAAACGCUUAUAGAGCUCCUGAAGUGAUGUUGAGAUCGAACUGGGGUUAUUAG
Molecule: messenger RNA, 900 nt
Organism: Penicillium roqueforti
Lineage: Eukaryota; Fungi; Ascomycota; Eurotiomycetes; Eurotiales; Aspergillaceae
Exons: 3
Coding region: 1-900 (299 amino acids)
Biological process (GO): spliceosomal complex assembly; protein phosphorylation; regulation of mRNA processing
Molecular function (GO): ATP binding; protein kinase activity
Source: RefSeq, a predicted model, not a curated record